Messenger RNA from Daldinia caldariorum, 1645 nucleotides. RefSeq lists its product as uncharacterized. The record is from RefSeq and is a predicted model, not a curated record. The coding region runs from base 728 to 1189 and encodes 153 amino acids. NCBI's taxonomy places the organism in Eukaryota, Fungi, Ascomycota, Sordariomycetes, Xylariales, Hypoxylaceae. The transcript has 3 exons.
AAAAAAAAAGUCAAUGGGCAUCUGAUGGUCGCACUAUCAAUUAUAAUGCACGUUCUUAGUUGGCGUGAUUUACUCGCAUUGAGUCUUAAGUAGCUCCCUGGUACCUAAGACACCGGUGCUAACCGAAAUCUCCGAAAUCUCCGCAGGCAUUUACUACAUUGUCCGAUAGACAGCAUGGUACGUGAACCAUCGAUACGAAAACCUGGUGGCGAUCUUCUUGUUUGAGGGGGCAUUUUUAAAAUAAGAUUUGUCAUCCGAAUACCUAUCGGGAUGUAAGUAUUUUUCCGGCGAGGACCCCUUUAGUUGAUGCAAGCCAAGGAGUGUAAAUAUUACCACAACACUCUAACAAUCUACUGAAAAAAGGAGUUAAUCUUACUAGGAAAGCAUAAAGAAGACUCUUUAAGAAAGACAAAUAGAAAGAAUUCUCGCUAAUAAUGCUAUGCUCUUGAUUUCUCGCUUUCUUCUCCAACAAUGCAUAUUACACUGUUCUUUCAGGACCAACCUUUGUAAGAUUCGUAGUUUAUACAUAAUGAGCCUCGAGUCUCAGAAUAUUCACAAUGGCCAUUGCACUCCACAGCAUCCUAUAAAAUAUAUAUCUAGCAAACAUCUACUGUUUGCAGUGUUCUUCAAGAUUAUCAAUUUUACUCAACAGCUUGAGAGGCCUCGCCGCUAAAAUAUAAGGUAUAUUAUAUAUAUUAAACACGCUCCAUCGAUAUCAUAACCCACCAUGUCCGCCUUCGACAUCGUCAACGCCCUCCACGCCGAGGCCCUACGAACCAUCCGCCCGAUCGGUCGUGACCCGACUCGCGCGGAGCAGUGCUCCGCUCUCGAGCUCGCGGACAGAGCGAUCGAGAUCGCGCUCGAAGCCGGCUUCGACGGGUCCGCGAUAGAGGCAUGUCGAGAUGUCCAGAAGCUCUGCUACGAGCCCCUGCUGCGCGCCUACAGCUGGGUGGACAACCACGAACGACGGGUGUACCAGAAGAACUCGUCGAGAACGCCUGUGGAGCACAAGCGCUCGGCCAGGCUGUACGAUGUCGAUAAGGGCGAGCAUGUCAUCGAGGCCCUCGAAGCUGUGCAUAUCGGGAAUAUGCUGAGUAACCGUGAGUCUGUUGAUCCGAAUGCGUGGAGCCGCAAGAUUCGAUGGGUUGAUGAGGUCAGGGACCAGCCGAUCCGUACGCUAGCUCAUUAAUAGAAUGGUAGUGUGUAGGCGUGCUUAUAAGCAUGAAGCUUGGAGCUUGUUGCUUGGGAGUGCCGACAGAUUCUUCGUUCAGGCUGAUACUAGGUACACAUCUUUUUACAUAGUAAUUAUUUUCUCAAAGACACAUGCAUAGGUACCUACUACCUCUUAGUGAAAUCUCGACUAAUUCCAGAUUGAGUACUUAUCACUUAGAGCCCCUAUUCCAAGGUCCAGUCCAGAUGUUGCCCUAACGUGACAUAUAUGUGGUAUCGUACUAUCCAAGCCUCCGUCUAAUAUGUUCCUAAUCAUCACCCCUGAGCCCAUUGCAUCGCAUCUAUCAACAAGAGCUAUAGUGGCUAACCAGCUAAAUAAGGAUACGACAGAGCCUCACGAUUGAGUCAACGUCGGACGAAUCUUAGCCCGCUGUCUUCAAAAUUUGGUCGAGAUCCGGCCCCUCGCCAAUGGGAA